Messenger RNA from Chara braunii, 5378 nucleotides. NCBI's taxonomy places the organism in Eukaryota, Viridiplantae, Streptophyta, Charophyceae, Charales, Characeae. The record is from the annotation of a GenBank genome assembly.
CGCCGCCUCAAGUCGCUCCUCGACGAAAUGACAGAAAUUGCGGAGCACAGGAUGUUCACCGUGUUCUGGUUGUUGCUUGACAACAUGAAAGAUAUAGACGUUACUCGUCUGAGGGAGGACAUGUCAGCCAGACUUCAGGCAAUUGCUGAAACGAAGAACACCACGUUCGACGAGUUUCAGGCAUGGAUGAAUAUUGAAAGGGAAAGGCGCACCGCAGUCUUGAAGCGGUUCUCCGCCCACGUCACGAAGACAAUAAACGGGGAGUCAGACGGAGGGGAUGUCAUGUGUCUUGCCAGCUGCGGAAAGUGUGUGCUGAAGGAGGGGUGGGCAUCGUACAAUGGCCAAGAUUACAACACAGGUUCGCUACCUAUGACGACACGCAGCGUCGUUGACCUCUUAGCCUUCGCCGAGGACUGCAUUCGCCACUGUACGGAAACCGUCGAGGAGUACGGUAUGAGUGAAGUGGGUGUCGGGUCUGUUAAUGACGAGUUUCCUGCAAAAAUCGUGUCUCUGCUGAGUAGUUGCGAAGACGUAAUGGAUGCCCUGCAACACACUCGAGGCAGGUUGCUGGCUGGAGAACUGACGGUGACAUGUAUGGAAGGAGAUGUUAUGAGAUGUGGAGAAGGUGAAACGAAGAAGGGAAGAGAAGAAGCUGACAGACCAAUCGGAGUGUGUUCGGGAAAUGGGGCCACUCUUGGGAAGGAUGCGCCUGUGCCACACGUCCUGUUGGCGUGCAGUGAUGUUGCCGGACUGAAAUCUCACCACAUGGAGGCUGCGAUUCAAUUGAAUGUCAACGGCGUGGAGACAUGCGCGAUGGAGACCCAAGACAUUGUCAAGGGUAUCGCAGUUGUCAGCAACGAAGGGAUAUCGGUCGGAGCAAACACCACAGACUGUGCAGUGGUGCUUGCGGUAAUUUGUGAGCAGACUGCAGACAUGAUGACGAAUGGUGAGGCCAGUGAGAAUGAUGCAGGGUGUGUUGUUGCAGACGAGAAUGUGGUCAGGACGUCAGCAGGAACUCUCUUCCCCUAUGACAUCAAUUGGGUGCCCGGUCGUCUUCAACCGGGUAUCGUUGGAGGAGCGCCGUGCUUCGCGUUCAAAGCCAAUGGGGAAUGGGUUCCAUAUCCCGCCCCCAAAGCGACGUUGUGGAGGGGCGUGACUCUGUCAAUCAUCUUCGACAGAGUGCUGAGAUUGAACGAUGAGGUGAGCGCUGACGACAAAUCGCGGCAUGUGUUGAAACUGUGGCAUGUUCUGGACGCGAAGGGCGAGUUGAGGCUCAAUGAUUUUGAGUACGACAGUGUCGACUGCGGAGAGUCAUGGGUGAUUGGCGGGUUGGACACUGCAACGAGUUCGGUUUGCCCACUGACUGAUGCCAAAAGGGAUCCACGGUGGGGUUGGGUGCCACAUGACGCCCCGCUUCUUUGUGGCUGUAUGAAGGUGCCGAUGCGUGAUGCCAUGGGGAAUGUAUGGACCACGUGUUAUAUAAACGGCAGCUUCUCAUCUAGGCACCUGAACAGGGAGGUGACUGAACAGGAGAAGAUGACGAUGGUUUGUCCCACCCCUGCUGCUCGUUGUUUUUCGCCGCCUCUUCUGAAUCCUGUGGAGCUCGAGGUGGCAGAGGGGAAAGUGUUCGCGGGUGACCAUGGGUACACAUACACGCAUGCCAGAGGGGAGGACGCUACUGCUGAUGGAAUCACCACGCUGGUAUGGGGCCCAUUCAACCUGAACCCUGACGUUCUGGCUGCCAUAGACAUUGCGGCCCAUGUCAUCCCUGAGGGGCAGUUGCAGCCGCAUGUGGCCCCUCAGAAGUAUGGAUAUCGUGUGAAUCGGGUCCCAGGAUGUCUGCAGCCGGCAACAGUUGAUGGCAAGAGAGAAGAGGUCGAAAGACAAAGCUUGUGCAUCAUGUCGAUGUCGGUAGCACAGAUGGCGAAGGCUCUCACAGAGGUGAUGAAGUAUGCAGAGGAGGGUUUCCACUACAACGGCUGUGGCGAGUUAUCUUUGUUGGAGGAGAGGGUGCCGGGGUACUUUGUUGUUAGCGUGGAUAUGAGAUCCACGAUAAUGGCCAACGGCAGUGGUUGUGUGCAUGCACGAACACUCUUGGAACGAUUGAGAGAGUCACCUGAUGUUCGUGUGGACAGCGACGCGGAAGACAGCCCAUACAGUCUAAAAGGAGUUGUGCAGUGGAUGUGCAGCGAAGGCAUUUGCGACGAAGGACUUGUCGACAUGACAAUGCAACAGAAAGGGGGGACCUAUACACCUGUGGCUUUCAGGAAGUUUAUGGAAAUAGACAGCGGUCCACGGGUGUACGACUGCGACAGACCUUUCAUGUCCUUACGGACUUUAAACUCACAUCGUGCGAGGGCAUGCCCCGCCGUGGCGGAUGAGGGAGCGCAAAGGCAGGAGAAUGAUGUUGCCCACGACCCGGGACCAUCCAACAUAGGCGCAACCAAUCUCGCUGGUGAUGAGAGCGAGAACGAGGGGGCGGAGAACGACGCGAAUGGGGCAGGCGGUGAUAACGCAGAGUCGGCAGCGCAGCCCGUCGAGCCUUUUGACAGCUCGCGCAGGCUAGCAGCGCUUAUUUUCUCCGCCAGGGGCGGCGUCGCAGAGGCCGUUGGGUGGAAGGAGUUGGAUCUGCGUAGUGACGACUGGCCUCGAGAAGUGCACGCCGUCUUGUGGCACCGCGAUUGGCGAACUGCAUUCUUAUCGAUAAUGCACGUCGCGUUGCAAAAAUGUGAGACGGUUCAUUCCCUCGAGGUGUCCCCGCCGUCGGAGGACAACAGUGUAUCCGGUUUGCGCAGCGGGGCGCUCAGUUAUCACACGCAGUCAAUCAUUCAAGCGCACAAAGGUGUCGACGAGAAUGGAUAUUCACGAUAUGUAAUCCCUCUCUCACUGUACUCCGACAAGACACACACAUACGGUCGUCAGAAACAGACGGCAUACCCUCUUAUGAUGUCGCUAGCCGACUACGCGUCGGAAGCCACUCUGCUGGCCUAUCUUCCCGUGCUUCAUCAUCGACCCCGUGAUAAAGGAUGGGGUCUACAGUCCACCGCAUUCAGGAAGCGAAAGGCCGUUAUCUUCCACAAGGCCCUUUCGAUGGUCUUGCAAGCUGCGAAGGAGGCAUCGCACGACGGCAUCACGAUACCGUCGACGCGAUUCGGGGACGUGACUGUCCACCCUUUCCUCCUCAACUAUAUACAGGACUACCCAGAGCGAUGUGYGUUGGCGAAUGUGAAGUUUGGUGUAUGCCCUACAUGCACCGUGUCGAAAACGGACCUCGAUGUCGUGGCCGAUUUCACGGACAGCAGGAGAUCCCAGACGCUGGAAACUCAACUCGCAGCAGUUGUGUUCACGGCGGACGACGAUGACGUGCGCCGUGAGGCGGAAGGGCAAAUGGCGGAGUUGAACAUGCAUAGGCAUGUUGAACAGAACGGCCUUUGGGGGUUCUACAGGGGGCCGAGUGACGAUGAUCCUCAGCUAGACUACCACCUCGCAUUGCAACCAGACCGUAUGCACACGAUCGAACACGGCAUAUUCCUGCACAUGAUGGAUGCAUUCAGGGCGACAGCCUUUGAGAAGUUGCCGAACACACCGCAAACAGAGAUUCUGAAGGAACUCGAUGCGAGAUUGCAAUGCGUUAAAGGGGUGAUGGCUCCAAGGCCAAAAUACGAGGAUCUGUGCAUGUCUUUGAAAGCCGGGGGAAAGAAGGACAAGUGCCAGAAGAAAUCGAGGGCCGAAAAGAAGCACUCGAAAGAGCAUCGCAGAAGCGGCGCCGGCCUCUCUGCGAAAACGGAGCACAAGCGCAGCCCCAAAUCCGGAUCGAAAGUUAUAGUCCCUUUGAGUGCACGGAAGAUUUCAACACUGAAAGAACGUAACGAGUCGCCCCCCUUGACCCCCGUCCGGGGAAAGCGCGGAAGCGGCGCCGAGAACCGUCCGCCAAGGGCCCCGGAAAAAAGAUCGCGGGAUGAUAGAAGCGCGACUACGCACCGCAGAACAAAGAAGAGAAUAUCCUACAAAGACGACAGAACAGUGGAGACAAUCGAUAUUAGAGGGUCWGRYGACAGGCACARCGGACCCCAAGUGGAAGAAGAGGAGGAACACGACCGUUYYGCGCCAGAGAAGUCAGAUGGUGCGGAGGACGAGGAGCCAGAAAACGAGGGAGACGACAACGAUUCUUCCCGCAGACAAUCGCAAGACACCGAUGAGGACGACGACAGCGACGGCAAGUCGGCCAGCGAGAGAACCGGCGAAGACCAGAGCGCCGCUUCGGAAAGACGUGGUUCGCCAUUUCCUUCGAGGACGCUGCGCAGAGAAGGAGAACGGCAGACACGCAAUGGUAGCGACACCGAGGAGCGUGUCGGUGACAGACAAAUCGUACAGCAUGUCAGCGCCGCUGAAAAAGUGCGCGCAAGCGGCGGAGCCGUGCAAGGACCGAAGGACGAGGGCGCCACAUUCGCGAAGAAAAUGAAGGGCAAUAUGUUGCGUUCCGUCGCCAAAGCCUUUGCGUUCUCUGCGGCAAACGACGCAACUCUGUACCCGAUAGAGGACGCGUUUUUCGCGGCGGUGCAAGCGACGGCGAAACUGGCAGGGGAGACAGCAGAGGAAGGGCUGCGGUCUCACAUAGCAGAGUGCGGAAUUCGAGCUGUCAUAGGGGAAUGCAACAGAAUGAUGACGACGAUCUGCGGAGAGAUUACAUGGCAGCUGAAACAUUGGUUUUGGGUUGAAAAAGGGAUUCUGCUCGUCGGAUCGCAGCAAACGGACCACCACCUCCCCGCUCGCAACAAGAUGCGCACCGAGAUGAAGGAGAACAAGACGUGGAGACGGAGCGGCGACGAUCCGUGGGACGCCCCCGCCUUCAAGACGGCACUCUUAAAAGUUUUUCAGAUGAGGAAGGAAGGCCGGAACCUGGGCGUCACCCUGCAGCAACUGGCUUUUGCGGAGAUGGUCAUUCAAUAUGAGAUAAAACAGACAACGAAGACGACACGAGCUGCGGAGCAGAUAGAAAAAUUGGUAUCUAUAAAGCAGGCAAUCGUUUCAUCUCUCCGUAGCCGAGGCACGGUAACGAGUUUUUCCGUCUUCAAACUGGACCGUUCCGUAUCCGUGGCUGAGAAGGCAGCAACGCUCUUUCGCUUUGGCACUCCGUCUGUCCACAGGCCUGGGCCUCCAAGCACCACAAUAACGGAUGACGAUUACGACAUCGAGUUCAUUCUCCCUCAGAGUACAACAUCCGUAGACAGGGACAGGCGCACGGACAGUCUGUGCGCCGCACCCUGAACAACGAGGGACAGUUUAGCGAUAUUUCGACAUGGAAGGGAGGAUGCGGGGCAAUGAUCAAAUGGUGGAACGAAAGGUUCUUUUUUUAGACGUUUCGAACCAGGAGAUGC